UGUAUAAUUGCAGUUCAUCCUCUUCACAGCAACGUGGGGAUUGUUUCAGGCAACCAGGAAAGCAAGCUAGGCUUUCUUCAGGAAAUCAAUGUCAACUAUGUUUGCCUCUCUUCUGUUGAUUCUGCUGCAUGUGCUCCAAUCAGUGUCGACAUCGACAAUGGAAUAUCAUAACACAACUGAUGAGAACAUCUUGCUAGCAUUCAAGGCAGGCCUAAGCAACCAGAGUGAUGUCCUAUCUUCAUGGAAAAAAAGCACAGAUUUCUGUCAGUGGCCAGGUGUGCUUUGCAGCCUUAAGCAUAAACACAGGGUCACAGUGCUUAACCUCUCCUCAGAGAGCCUUGCUGGCACAAUCUCCCCUUCCAUUGGGAACCUCACAUUCUUGAAAAUUUUAGACCUCAGUGGGAACAAUUUGGAUGGUGAAAUACCUUCAUCAAUUGGCCGUCUAGCUCGAUUACAAUUUCUUGAUUUGUCCAACAACUCACUCCAUGGCGACAUAACCUCUGACUUGAAAAACUGCACCAGUCUUCAGGGCAUCAGUCUUAAAUCAAACUACCUCACCGGAGAAAUCCCUGCUUGGCUUGGAGCCCUACCAAGUCUCAAGCUCAUAUACCUGCAGAAGAACAGCUUCACUGGAUCCAUCCCGACCUCCCUUGCGAACCUCUCGUCGCUGCAAGAAAUCUAUCUCACCAUGAAUCAACUUGAGGGCACCAUCCCUGAGGGUUUUGGUAGGCUCAGUGGUCUCAAGAACAUUCAUCUGGGUGUAAACCACCUCUCAGGCAUGAUCCCAACAAGCAUCUUUAAUAUUUCCUCGCUAAGUUGCUUCGGUGUACCCAUGAACCAGUUGCAUGGUUUGCUCCCCUCUGACUUGGGGAUUCACCUACCAAAGCUCCAGUACCUCCUCCUAGGCUAUAACCACUUUACAGGAAGCCUUCCAGCCUCUAUCGCCAAUUCAACUGAGAUAUAUUCCCUCGACAUAUCGUUCAACAACUUCAGUGGAAGCAUACCUCCAGAGAUUGGAACACUUUGCCCAGACUUCCUCUCAUUUGAUACAAAUCAGCUCAUAGCAACUACUGCUGAAGACUGGAAAUUCAUGACAUUCUUGACAAACUGCACACGCCUGCGUAUUCUUGACCUCCAGGACAACAUGCUAGGUGGCGUGCUGCCAACCUCUGUUUCCAACCUUUCAGCACAACUCCAACUACUAUAUGUUGGAUUCAACAAGAUCUCAGGAAAUAUACCAUUUGGCAUCAGCAACCUGGUUGGGCUAAAUCAAUUGCAACUCGCUAAUAACCAAUUUACUGGUACCUUGCCUGAUAACAUUGGAAGGCUAAGUUUUCUACAUCUCUUGGGCAUCGAAAAUAACCUAUUGACAGGGUUCAUUCCAUCAUCAGUGGGGAAUUUAACACAGCUCUUACGUCUUUCCAUGGAUAACAACAUGCUUGAGGGACCUCUCCCAACAAGCAUAGGGAACCUGCAGAAGAUAACUCUAGCCUUAUUUGCACGCAAUAAAUUUACAGGACCAUUGCCCAGAGAGAUCUUUAACUUAUCUUCCCUGUCAUAUGCUCUGGUUUUGUCAGGGAACUAUUUUGUUGGUCCUCUUCCUCCUGAAGUUGGCAGCUUGACAAAUCUUGCAUACUUGUACAUAUCCAGCAACAACUUAUCAGGGCCACUACCUAACGAACUUAGUAAUUGCCAAAGCUUGAUAGACCUCCGGUUGGACCAAAACUUAUUCAGUGGUAACAUCCCAGAAACUCUCAGCAAACUGCGGGGCUUGACAUCGCUGACUUUAACCAAAAACACACUCUCAGGAGUGAUUCCUCAAGAGUUGGGCCUCAUGGAUGGCAUGAAAGAAUUGUAUCUUGCACACAACAACUUAUCUGGUCAUAUCCCAGUAAGCAUUGGAAACAUGACAUCAUUGAACCGUCUAGAUCUCUCUUUCAACCAUCUUGAUGGUGAAGUUCCAUCAAAGGGAGUGCUCAGUAACAUGACAGGGUUCGUAUUUAAUGGGAAUUUGGGGCUCUGCGGUGGUAUCCCAGAAUUAGGCUUGCCCCCAUGUCCGCCAGUGUCCAUGGGACACAGCCUAAGGAAAAGUCAUCUUGUCUUCAGAGUAGUUAUCCCAAUUGUUGGCACCAUUCUGUUCUUAAGUUUGAUGCUUGCUAUCUUUGUCUUAAGAAAGAAACCAAAAGCUCAAUCUAAAAAGACAAUAGGAUUUCAAUUGAUAGAUGAUAAGUAUCCUAGAGUUUCUUAUGCUGAGUUGGUCCAAGGAACAAAUGGCUUUGCCACAGACAGCUUGAUGGGAAGAGGAAGAUACGGAUCAGUGUAUAAGUGUGGUUUGCUGCUAAAAAGUAUGAUGACCACGGUUGCUGUGAAAGUGUUUGAUCUUCAACAAUCUGGUUCUUCCAAAAGUUUUCUAGCUGAGUGUGAGGCACUAAGUAAGAUCCGCCAUCGUAAUUUGAUUAAUGUCAUAACUUGCUGUUCAAGCACUGAUAUAAAGCAGAAUGACUUCAAGGCCAUUGUUUUUGAGUUCAUGCCUAAUGGGAGCCUGGAUAGGUGGUUACAUCUAGAUGUGACGGCAUCACAACCACCACAAGGUUUGACACUGAUCCAGAGAUUGAACAUUGCCGUUGAUGUUGCUGAUGCACUAGAUUAUUUGCACAACAACUGCGAUCCACCCAUAGUUCACUGUGACUUGAAGCCAAGUAACAUUCUUCUUGAUGAAGAUUUAGUUGCUCAUGUUGGUGACUUCGGCCUUGCAAAGAUUCUUGCUGAUUCAGAAGGUGAACAACCGAUUAAUUCAAAGAGCUCUAUUGGAAUACGAGGAACGAUUGGAUAUGUCGCUCCAGAGUAUGGGGAAGGCGGGCAAGUUUCUCCCUGUGGAGACGCGUACAGCUUUGGAAUUGUCAUCCUCGAGCUGUUUACAGGCAUGGUACCUACUCAUGACAUGUUCAGAGAUGGGUUAACCUUGCAGAAGCAUGUCAAGAACGUAUUUCCAGGAAUUCUUAUGAAGAUUGUCGAUCCAAUACUACUGUCUAUUGAAGGAGUUUAUACAAGUAAUUUGCCCCCUGGAAGAAAUGCAAUGGAACAUAUGAACCAUGCCAUAUUGUCUAUCAUGAAAAUAGCUCUCUCAUGCAGCAGACAGGCACCAACAGAGAGGAUGAGGAUCAGAGAUGCAGCAGCAGAUUUGCGCAGGGUAAGGGAUAGCCAUGUAAGAGGAAAUGAGGAGCAUCUAGAACUGUGCAGUGAUGUCACUAAUCUAGCCAGUGCUUGACAAAACAUAGAACACACCUACCAAUGGGCUUCGGCAUCUCUUUUCCUACUCUACAAGGUGAAAAGAAAUUUCAUCUCAAUAAUAUUGGUCCGGCACAUGGGGCGAACGCAAAAGUGAAUUUGGAUUUAACAUUGUUGGAUUUUUGAUUUAUUAACAAAUCAGGAAUAUACUGUAUGCAAUUCAAUCUUUA
Oryza sativa Japonica Group (Japanese rice) is the source of this 3458-nucleotide messenger RNA. RefSeq names its product probable LRR receptor-like serine/threonine-protein kinase At3g47570. Gene Ontology annotation, biological process: protein phosphorylation. The record is from RefSeq and is a predicted model, not a curated record. Lineage: Eukaryota; Viridiplantae; Streptophyta; Magnoliopsida; Poales; Poaceae. Gene Ontology annotation, molecular function: ATP binding; protein kinase activity; protein binding.